This is a messenger RNA of Nymphalis io (European peacock), 354 nucleotides long. RefSeq names its product cytochrome b-c1 complex subunit 10-like (gene Uqcr11). Gene Ontology annotation, biological process: mitochondrial electron transport, ubiquinol to cytochrome c. The transcript has a single exon. Lineage: Eukaryota; Metazoa; Arthropoda; Insecta; Lepidoptera; Nymphalidae. The record is from RefSeq and is a predicted model, not a curated record. The coding region runs from base 116 to 295 and encodes 59 amino acids. Gene Ontology annotation, cellular component: mitochondrial inner membrane.
UGUCAAUUUGUCAUAGACCGAAUGAAGUUGAGAAUUUACGUAAUCUCUUUAAGAACGAGAACAGAAACAAAGUUACUUAAUUUUAUAUAACAAGAUAAUCCUAUUUAGACACAAAAUGUUUGGUCGAUUGGGAAGAAAACAUGCAGAAAUCGCAGCAAGUUACAUGUCCACAGCAGUCGGUUAUGGAGGUGGAGCUUUCCUUGGGUUGCUGUACUUCACUGAUUGGAAGGUGUUCGUGACUUACAUCCCAUUCUACAAUGGCAAAUUUAAAGGACUUGAACAAACCGAAGAAUGAAACUGUCUUGAUUACGUUUUUGUUAAUUUAAAUAGUAAUUAUAAGUUAUAGUUCAUGUG